Molecule: messenger RNA, 1121 nt
Organism: Echinops telfairi (small Madagascar hedgehog)
Lineage: Eukaryota; Metazoa; Chordata; Mammalia; Afrosoricida; Tenrecidae
Gene: TLCD3B
Product: TLC domain containing 3B
Exons: 4
Coding region: 325-879 (184 amino acids)
Biological process (GO): ceramide biosynthetic process; lipid homeostasis
Cellular component (GO): endoplasmic reticulum; membrane
Molecular function (GO): sphingosine N-acyltransferase activity
Source: RefSeq, a predicted model, not a curated record
UCCCCCAUGCCUGGCAGUCCCAGAGCCCCAGGGCCCAGCAUGGCCUGGCUUAUCCUGCUCCAGAGGCAUCCCUCUUCUCAGAUUUGCACUUCCUCCUGGCCGACGAAUUCCCUCAUCCCUAUGAGUGAGGUCAUAGCCCUUGCCUGGCAGGGCUGCUGUGAGGCAUGACUGGGCUGAUGUGUACCAGAUGCACCCAUCCAUCUACAUCUACGGAGGUUCCUGUAGAGACAGAUGCGCGCUCUCUCCAGACCCUGCCCAUGACACUGGCUCUCCUCCACCUACACACAGUUUGCUGUGCCCUACUUCAUCUACGACAUCUACGCCAUGUUUCUCUGCCACUGGCACAAGCAUCAAGUCAAGGGGCACGGCGGGGACGAUGCGGGGGCUGGCCUCCCGGGCAACACCUGGGCCAUGGCACGCAGCUACCUGCAGAAAGAGUUCCUGAUGGUGCUGCACCACGCCGCCAUGGUGCUCGUCUGCUUCCCGCUCUCUGUGGUGUGGCGCCAGGGCAAGGGGGACUUCUUUCUUGGCUGCUUGCUCAUGGCAGAGGUCAGCACCCCCUUCGUCUGCCUUGGCAAGAUCCUCAUCCAGUACAAGCAACAGCAUACGCUGCUGCACAAGGUGAAUGGCGCCCUGAUGCUGCUCAGCUUCCUGUGCUGCCGCGUGCUGCUCUUCCCCUACCUGUACUGGGAGUACGGGCGCCACGCCGGCCUGCCCCUGCUCGCUGUGCCGCGCGCGCUCCCGGCGCACGUCAACCUGGGCGCCGCGCUGCUGCUGGCCCCCCAGCUCUACUGGUUCUUCCUCAUCUGCCGGGGGGCCUGCCGCCUCUUCCGGCCACGGGGCUCCCCGCCCCCGUCCCCCUGCCCGACCCAGGACUGAGGGGCACGCGACCCAGGACUGAGGGCGGGGCCGGGCUCUGGGACUGAUGGGUGGGGGGAGUGAUGGGAGCCAGAGCCCCCUGGCCCUGCGAGUCUGCCCCGCCGACUGGUAUGGGCACUGGAGCCCCUUACCCUCUGGGGUGAGGACCGGGACUGGGGAGGGCAGGAGGAAGGCCGGAGAAGGUGGGUGACUGACCCCCUCCUGCACAGCCCCAUUCCCCAGUCACCCACCCCGGGGCCCUG